Paramecium pentaurelia is the source of this 1689-nucleotide messenger RNA. The record is from the annotation of a GenBank genome assembly. NCBI's taxonomy places the organism in Eukaryota, Ciliophora, Oligohymenophorea, Peniculida, Parameciidae.
AUGGGGAAUACAUGUUGUAGUAAUCAGCCAAUUGAUGCAGGUAUUUAUAGGGAUUAUAAAUUUUAUAGAAAAGUAAAUAGAUGAGAGACCUGAAGAUCCAGGGAAAAAAACUGAUUAAGAGCCAAAUAAUGUUGAGGAGCCUAUUGACUAAAUAAUAAGUAAGUUAGAUGAAUUUAGUAUAGAAUAUCCAACAUUGUCAGUGUAGCCUUCUUUAUUCAUUCAAAUGAAAAGAGAGACAAUCUAUAGUACAUAUUAAGUAGGGAAGUUAUUGGGAGAAGGUUAGAAUUCUAUAAUAUUCUCAUCUUUAGGUGCUUAUGGAUAGGUUUCAAUUGUUACACAUAGAGUGACUGGUAUGUAAAGAGCAAUGAAAGCAAUAAGGAAGGAUUGUCUAUUUGAAGAAGAAUAAGCAAAACUAUUUUCAGAAAUGACAAUUUUGAAAAAUCUUAAUCAUCCUCAUAUUGUUAAUCUUUUUGAGUUAUUUGAAGAUGAGAAGUUUUAUUAUUUAAUAACAGAGUAAUAUUAUAAAUAUAUAUAUUUUAGAUAUUUAAGAGGAGGUGAACUCUUUGAUCGUAUUUAGAAAGCCAAGAGUUUUAGUGAGGCAGAUGCUGUUCGAUAUAUGAAACAAGUGAUUUCUGCAGUUGCAUAUUGUCAUUCAAACAAUAUUGUACAUAGAGAUUUAAAACCAGAAAAUAUCAUUUUUGCAUCUGAAGAUCAAUAUUCAACUUUGAAAGUCAUUGAUUUUGGUACAUCACGGAAAUUUGAUAAAAAUUAAAAUAUGUCAAAACGAUUAGGAACUGUAAUAUACAUAUAUAUAUAUUUAAUAGCCAUAUUAUAUUGCACCUGAAGUCUUAUAAAAGAAAUAUAAUGAAAAAUGUGAUGUGUGGUCUUGUGGUGUUAUUCUCUACAUUCUCUUAGCUGGAUAUCCACCUUUCUAUGGUAGAAAUGAAACUGAAAUUUUUGAUAAAAUUUUAAAGGGUAAAAUACCAUUUCAUACUACUGAAUGGAAUAAGAUAUCUAAGGAGGCUAAAAACUUAAUUACUAAUAUGUUAUGUUAGGAUGUAGAGAAGAGGUAUUCAGCUUAAUAAGUUUUGGAUGAUCCUUGGAUGUAAUAAGGAUAGGAAUAAAAUUUAUUUGAUGAUAAUUUUUUAAAGAAUCUUACAGAAUUUAGUGCAAAGAGUAAACUUAAAUAAGCUUUGUUAACUUUUAUGGCAAGUCAAAUGAUUUAACCAAAAGAAGUUGAAUAAAUAUAAGAAUUUUUUAAAUAAUUAGAUAAAAAUAAUGAUGGAAAAUUAUCUAAGGAAGAAUUAGUAGCUGCAUUUUAAUAAAAAGUUUAAAGUAAGGAUAGAUUGAUUGAAAAUAUGGAAACAAAAAUAAAUAAGAUUGUAACUGAAAUUGAUGUUAAUUAAUCUGGUUAUAUUGAUUAUACAGAAUUUAUAAUGGCGUGUUUAAAAUAUGAGAAAUUAUUGACAAUUGACAAAAUUAAAUAAACCUUUAGAAUAUUCGAUCUUGUAAUUUAUAUAAUAAUAAUUUUAGGAUGGAGAUAAAUACAUUUCUAAGGAAGAAUUAUCAUAGAUUAUGGAAGGAGUGGAUGAUGAUAUUUGGAAGUAAUUUUUAACUGAAUGUGAUUAAGAUAAUGAUGGUAAGAUUUCAGAAGAAGAAUUCAUUAAUCUUUUAUAAGAUAAAUUUUGA